Cannabis sativa is the source of this 1675-nucleotide messenger RNA. RefSeq lists its product as uncharacterized. The record is from RefSeq and is a predicted model, not a curated record. The transcript has 9 exons. Lineage: Eukaryota; Viridiplantae; Streptophyta; Magnoliopsida; Rosales; Cannabaceae. Bases 158 to 1372 code for a protein of 404 amino acids.
CAGGAGUCGGACACUACCAAUGAUUAGUUUGGGAUUUGAAAUCGUGGCUCAACGACCAACCUACAUUAAAAAGACUCAAACUUUACAAACUUUCUUAAACCAAAUGUCACAUUAAACUUCACAAAUAAAUAAAUAAAAACUCAUUCCUUGUUUCAUUAUGGGUAUGGAGCUUCUGGCAACUACCAAUAUUACUACUUCAUCUUCUUCCUUGUUCACCACCAAAUUCAGUUACUUACCUUCUCUGAACAAAACCAAAACCAAUCACUUUUUUCUAUCCCAUUUCCAUGGCAAAACCAAGCUCCAAUUUCGUGGGAUUAGAGCCAUGGUCAGAGCUAAUAACAAAAACACCAACAACACCAUAAAAAUCAGCAAUAAUCUAAAUUUCACUCAAAUAGAUUCUUGCCUUGUAAUACCUCCCCCUAUUGGAGUGAAGCCCAGGGCAAUCAUCAAAUUCUUGGGAGGAGCCUUUUUGGGAGCUGUUCCUGAACUUACAUACAGCUAUGUCAUUGAGCUAUUGGCUAAGGAAGGGUAUGUUAUUAUAUCAGUACCAUACAAUGUGACUUUUGACCAUGCUGAUGCUGCUAAACAAGUUUAUGAGAGAUUCAACACCUGUUUGGAUUCCAUCUUGGCAACUGGGCUUCCUAAUUCAAAUCUAACUCCUGCCCAAAUUUCUGAUCUUCCUCUUUUCUCAGUUGGCCAUAGUAAUGGUGCAUUGCUUCAAGUACUCACAGGAAGCUAUUUUGAUGAAAAGAUUCCAAAGGCCAAUGCCAUUAUUUCAUACAACAACAAAUCAGCCACUGAGGCAGUACCUUACUUUGAGCAGUUGGGUCCUCUAGUUAGACAGAUGAUGCCGGUUGUAGAAUCAUCUCCAGUUUAUUCAAUGGCUAGAAAUGCCUCAGGGGAUGCAUGGAAGGUGUUGCUUGAUGCAGCUGGAACUAUGAUAUCAGAUAAUGAUCAGCAAACUUUAAACUCUGUCACUAAGUUUGUUGACCAAUUACCGUCUGUGUUUGGUGAGGUGACUCAAGGGAUAUCAGAGUUCAAGCCUUCACCCUCAGAAAAUCGCUCCCGAUUCAAGAACUCGUACAAUGUCAAGCACACCCUACUUGUAAAGUUCAAUUUCGAUACAAUAGACGAGACAGAUCUUCUCGAAGAGACAUUAAAACCUAGAGUAGAGUCCAUUGGUGGGACACUAGAAAAAGUUGAGCUAAAUGGUAACCAUAUCACACCAUGCAUACAGGAGCCAAAGUGGGAAGUUGGUAACUUGUACACUCCAGCAGAUGCAUUAGCUCAAGGGCUUAAAACCCUUUCUUUGAAUGACUCUAGAGUUCUCGUAAGAACCAUUAGCGAUUGGUUCAGAAAAAUCAAAGGUUGAAGAGCCUUCGAUUUAAACCCUGCAAUAUGUCAUCCCGACCAUGAGCAGCCUCCCAACGUGGCUCGGGAGACUGUUUCAUUCGGGAUGGACAAAUUUUUUUUCCUUAAGUUUUAAUAGAUACACACAAUUAAUAUAUAGGACUUGGAACUAAAACAAAAAGAUUUGUAUGUAUACAUUUACAUAAAUAUAUACACAAAUAUUGAUUGUCAAAUGUAUGUUGUAACAAUUGAGACUAGUUCAAGUGACCUUUUUUUCUUUAAAAAAAAAAGGUAUAAAUGAGAAGAGAGAAGCAUUCGUUACUAA